AAAAAAAUGGACAAAGCAGACACAUGAGCGUGGGUACCUUGUUUCAGAAUGGCGGAAAACUCACGUUUGAGCAAGUUGACCGAAAAGGAGGACGAAUAUGUCUUUUCGUGGAAACUCUUCACAGGCUGGGACUUUAUGAUCGGUAAUCCGGAAACUGCUCACAAUCGUACAGGCAGCAUUAUACUGGGCUUCAAAGAAGCCUUACUGGAAGAAGCGGAGAGACAGAAAGAUGAGAGAAACUGGAGAAUCAUCUCAAUAAGAAUAUUCGUAAAUGUGGCGGUACUCUCGUUACUCGCAUUGUCGGCGUACGCCGUGAUCGAGGUAGUUGGACGAAGCACUACCGACAUUGAGUCGCAGAAUUGGUGGCGGCAGAACGAGAUCACGAUUGUGAUGUCUCUGAUCACAUAUCUAUUUCCGAUAUUUUUCGAAAUCCUCGGCUUUCUCGAGAGCUAUCACCCCAGGAAACAGCUCCGGAUGCAACUGGCGCGAAUAAUGGUCUUGAACCUGCUGAAUCUCUAUUCGCUAAUAUUCGCAUUGUUCCGUAAAAUAAACACUAUGAAAGACGAUCUCCGGCUUCUAAAACCGACAAAUACGACUUGCAAUUAUACAGCGACACCAUGUCGCAACGAUCUGAUACGUAUGCAGCAAAUCGCAACGUUGGCAUCUUUAAGUCUCGUUUUAACAAGCAACGUCACGCAUUCUCAUGCUAAAAGAGAAAUAUCGGAGUCAACCUUGCCAUCCAUCAGACGGGAGACCUACUUCCUCAAUCCUUUACUGGAAUUUAAUUAUACUGAUUAUAACGAUUACUCGAGCGCAGAUUACGAUAAUUACCGGUUCGAAACUUCGAAUAGCGACGACACAUUUUCCACCAUGUCUUAUUAUGAGGAGCAAAGUACCAAAAGUGUAAACGAUAGCGAAGUACGCUAUGCUGCAAGCUCGAUUGAUAAUUUUGUAACCGAUUCGACGAGUACCGAAUAUUUUUAUACAGAUUCUAAUUUAUCCCAGGAUGAAACAACAACGACAAUCGAGUCAAACACGAUGCGUACAGUUUUAUCGAGCAUUAUUGAUUUCGAUGGCUUUUCCGAAAAAGCGACAACAACUUCAUCGUCUUUAGGCAACAAGACGUCAACUGUUAAGAUAUUUAACGUCACAACUGCAACAGUAGAUGCCACGAGAGUCACAACGUAUAUUCCAAAAAGCUCAUCAUCGAAUGAACCCAUUCAUCGUUACGUAAAUAGAUGUUACAUAGAAGUUUGCAACAUUACGUCAUCAGAAAAUUUAGUUACAUCUCUAAAACAGCUAGAUCCAAGAACACGCAAAAGGCUGCGUCGACUAUGCUGGGAAACCAUGUUCGGGCAAGAGCUUGCCAAGCUCACUGUUAUGGAUUUGAUACUCACCAUAAUGGCCACGCUCAGCAUGGACUUCUUCCGCGCCGUUUUCGUGCGCUUUAUGAAUAACUGCUGGUGCUGGGAUCUGGAGAAGCAAUUUCCGCAAUACGGCGACUUCAAGAUAGCCGAGAACAUUCUCCAUUUGGUGAACAAUCAAGGCAUGGUCUGGAUGGGAAUGUUCUUCAGUCCUGGUCUAACCGUCCUGAAUCUGUUCAAACUCGGUGUUUUGAUGUACUUACGUUCCUGGGCGGUUCUGACUUGCAACGUUCCUCACGAAGUGGUCUUCAGAGCUUCCAGGUCAAACAAUUUCUACUUCGCGCUGCUAUUAACUAUGCUGUUUUUGUGCGUGUUGCCGGUCGGUUACGCUAUAGUCUGGGUCGAACCUUCGUGGCAUUGCGGUCCAUUUUCCGGCUAUAAGAGGAUUUAUAAUUUAGCGACGCAGAGCUUGAUAAGCUCACUUCCACAGCCGAUUCAACGAUGCCUCGAUUACGUCGCGUCGCCGGGCAUAGUAAUACCAUUGAUUGUUCUGAUGACGUUGAUUAUUUAUUAUAUGGCAUCUCUCGCUGGAUCUCUGCGAGAAGCGAAUAAUGAUUUAAAGCUGCAGCUACGACAUGAGCGUAGAGAAGAACGUCGCAAAUUGUUCAAAAUUGCAGAGAAGAGACAGAACGUGGCCGAAACUCCGUUAUCGAGGUGGAAAAAGAUUCUUCCAGCAUUGCCGCAAGCCAGAAAGACUCAAAAUUCCGAAAUAACUCAGAAUAACUUAGAUGACGUAGAAAUCACGAUUGGAAACUUGAAGGAUACAAUGAAUAAUAAACAAUUGACGAAUGACACCGAAGAGGUGUCACGUCAUGAUCAAAUAUCGUCCGAUUAUAAUAAUGAGAAACGCACUAAAGUAAAAGAUGAUUUGAAAUUAAACGAUACGCCUCCUAAUAAAAGGCCAACAAGCUUCGUUGGAUGUUCUUGGGACUCACAAUCGAGCGGACAAAGUGUUAUUAUACCGGAAAUCCAAGUAAAUGAAGAUGAAGAAAAAGAUAUACAUAGUGACGUUUAUACAAAUGUGGAACUGACUAACGUGUCCGAAAACGGCGACCGAGAAAUAACGUAGUGAACUGAACGUAAUAAAUAAGAAAUUAUUUUAAAAAAUGU
This is a messenger RNA of Pogonomyrmex barbatus (red harvester ant), 2534 nucleotides long. Its product is annotated as transmembrane channel-like protein. Gene Ontology annotation, molecular function: mechanosensitive monoatomic ion channel activity. NCBI's taxonomy places the organism in Eukaryota, Metazoa, Arthropoda, Insecta, Hymenoptera, Formicidae. Gene Ontology annotation, cellular component: plasma membrane. The record is from RefSeq and is a predicted model, not a curated record.